UAAUUGAGCUGCGACAGCAUUGGCUGGUAGGUGAAGCCUAUAUAAGAAUAGCUUCCAUACAAAAGGCUUACAAACCAAGUGAGCUGCAAUAUCAAAGCUGCCAUGGAUGUCUCUUCGAAAUGGCUCCAUUUGAGUCUUGUUCUCAUGUGCAUUGUCCUUCAUUUGAGUGCAGUCAGUCUUGGAGAUGACAAGCUUGACAAAACUAGGUACCAUGAUGAUGAUUGUCGAUUUGGGGGCCGACGACGAUGUGGUGGUAGGUGGGGUGGGGGUGUAGGAGGUGGUGGUGGAUUUGGUGGUGGGGGAGGUGGUGGUGUUGGAGGCGGUUCGGGUCAUGGUGGAGGUUUUGGAGCCGGAGGAGGUUUAGGUGGUGGAAUUGGAGGAGGAAUUGGGGGUGGCAGCGGUAGUGGUGGCGGAGGCGGAGGCGGAGGCGGAGGUGGUGGCGGUGGAGUUGGUGGGGGUUCGGGGCAUGGUGGAGGCUUUGGAGCUGGAGGUGGUGUAGGUGGUGGAGGUGUUGGAGGUGGAGGAGGAGUUGGAGGAGGUGGAGGCGGAGGCGGAGGUGGUGGUGUAGGUGGAGGAUCUGGCCACGGGGGUGGGUUUGGUGCAGGUGGGGGUCUCGGAGGCGGUGGUGGUUCUGGAGGAGGCAUAGGGGGUGGUGCGGGAAGUGGUCAUGGUGGUGGCCAUGGAGGAGGCAUUGGAAUUGGUAUCGGCAUUGGAAUUGGAAUUGGUGGUGGUGCAGGCCACGGAUCCGGAAGUGGGUCUGGUAGUGGCGGUGGUCAUUGAGAGUUAAAACUCAUCAUGCCUCAAAAUAUGUACUUUUGUGUACCUGAACAAAUUUAUUAAACUAGAACUCUCAUUUUAGAGUUAUCUUAUUAACAAUAUCACCAUCUUAAUAUGUGAAAUGGUGGCCUUUACAUGAAAGUCUAUAGUUUCCACUGUCAAACUACUGCAAAUGGUGUUCCUUAAUGAUUUGGUUUGGGGCAGUUUUUAUAUGAUUUUUCCUGAGUUGUCUAUUUGUUGUAAUGAGAAGUGUCGUAGUCAUUUGAAUUGUAGUUUCCUCUUGUAGUUGGUGACUUUGACAUUUUUUUUCCUCUUGGCUUACCAGAAGUAACAUAGUUGUCAAAAUCAUUCUAAAACUGAAAGGUUUUCGUUCUCA
Juglans microcarpa x Juglans regia is the source of this 1153-nucleotide messenger RNA. Its product is annotated as glycine-rich cell wall structural protein 1-like. Bases 103 to 780 code for a protein of 225 amino acids. The record is from RefSeq and is a predicted model, not a curated record. The transcript has 2 exons. NCBI's taxonomy places the organism in Eukaryota, Viridiplantae, Streptophyta, Magnoliopsida, Fagales, Juglandaceae.